Arctia plantaginis is the source of this 504-nucleotide messenger RNA. Lineage: Eukaryota; Metazoa; Arthropoda; Insecta; Lepidoptera; Erebidae. The record is from the annotation of a GenBank genome assembly.
AUGUAUCAAAGUGGUGUAAUGGUGGCUGCGUUAUUCAUUUUCACUAAAAUCAAUGCCGAGUCCUCAGAAGAUUCACAGACCUUCACCUAUUAUGCACCACCAACAUUGAAUUUUCAAGACAUCUAUGCGAACAAUCUUGCCUUAUUAACAGAAGACUCAACCAUGAGUAAUUUGUUAGACGACGAACCGUUUCACAUCAAAAACGUGCCAGCAGAAUUUGUAGAAUUUAAUCCUCAAAGUGUUACGGCUCCAUCAUUAACAUCACUCUCUUCAAAACACAGCCUGAACUCUACUUCCAGUAAGAAUAAUACUGCAGCGAUAACCACCCCGCUGAGAACCACGUCCACAACAGAAGAACCAGAGUCAACUGUCAAAGUUCUUCCUAUUGUCAAGAGCAAUAAGUACCAAAGAGGAGUUUUAGACCUCUUGUUUCCAGCCACGAGGGUCAAAAACUUUAAAUCUGUUUUUGAUACUGUUCGGCGGUUGCUAUCUCACACAUUUUAG